Messenger RNA from Apodemus sylvaticus (European woodmouse), 1074 nucleotides. RefSeq names its product palladin-like. NCBI's taxonomy places the organism in Eukaryota, Metazoa, Chordata, Mammalia, Rodentia, Muridae. The transcript has 9 exons. Gene Ontology annotation, molecular function: axon guidance receptor activity. Gene Ontology annotation, cellular component: neuronal cell body; plasma membrane; axon. The coding region runs from base 1 to 1074 and encodes 357 amino acids. The record is from RefSeq and is a predicted model, not a curated record. Gene Ontology annotation, biological process: homophilic cell-cell adhesion; synapse organization.
AUGGCUGAUCUCUUAUGGUUCUGUGAGGGGAAGGAGCUGUACAACAGUCCUGACAUCCAGAUCCGCUGCGAGCACGGGGAGCUGCACACCUUGGUCAUUGCUGAGGCCUUCGAAGACGACACAGGCCGUUACACGUGUCUGGCUACAAACCCCAGCGGCUCAGACAGCACGUCCGCAGAGGUCUUCAUUGAAGGAGCCAGUUCGACGGACUCUGACAGCGAAAGCUUAUCCUUUGUGUCAAAAGCUGGAGCUAUGCCGCAAGCUCAGAAGAAGACAACGUCCGUUUCCUUAACGAUAGGACCCUCAUCUCCGAAGGCAGGAGUGACCACAGCUGUGAUUCAGCCCUUGUCUGUGCCUGGCCAACAGGUUCACAAUGCUACUUCGUAUCUCUGCCGACCUGAUGGAACCACCACGGGCUGCCUUCUUCCUGUUUUUACUAAGGAACUACAGAACACAGCAGCCUCGGAGGGCCAGGUGGUGGUACUGGAAUGCAGAGUGAGGGGCGCUCCUCCUUUGCGGGUCCAGUGGUUCCGACAAGGGAGUGAGAUCCAGGACUCUCCAGACUUCAGAAUUCUCCAGAAAAAACCUAGAUCAACAGCUGAACCCGAGGAGAUCUGCACCCUUGUCAUUGCUGAGAGUUUCCCUGAAGAUGCAGGCAUCUUUACCUGCUCAGCCACAAAUGACUAUGGGUCAGUGACCAGCACUGCGCGUCUUGUCAUAACCUCCGCCAACACCGAGAACUGUAGCUAUGACUCAACAGGAGAACCCAACAGUGAUCAAUUCCAACACUUUCCACCUCCCCCUCCGAUCCUGGAGACAGGUUCCUAUGAGCUGCCAACCCAGAAACCAUCUGAGAUCCAGCAGGUGAAUAGCCCUAACUUAGGAUUUAGCAUGGCAGCUCUUCAAAUGCAAUUCAACUCUGCAGAGAGGGAGGCCAACGGAGUCCAUCCCAGCCACGGAGUCAACGGGUUGAUUAACGGCAAAGCUUAUGGCAAUAAAUCUCCUCCGACACCAGCUGCCCUGCUUUCGCCCACUAAGGAGCCACCACCACUCCUUGCCAAACCCAAACUGUGA